AUGCUGGCUCAGCUCAUCCUCGCUGCGGCGGCUCUCGGUCUCCUGCUCGCCGUGCGGCUGUAUCAGGUGCUUCCCCGGCGAAACCGGCCGCGACGAAAAGACUCCGACAAGCGGCCCACACGAUCUCUCGCCGUCUUCCUCGGUUCAGGAGGGCACACGGCAGAGAUGAGGGCUAUGCUACGCGCCCUCGACAGGCGGAAGUACACCCCUCGCAUCUACGUUUAUGGCGCCGGUGACGCUCUCAGUCUCCGCGCGGUCUCGGAGCUCGAGGAAGACGCCAAGUCUUCGGAAUACUCCCUGCUCGCUCUUCCUCGUGCUAGAGCUGUCGGCGAGGGCAAGCUCUCGACACUCGUCAGUGCAAGCCGCACGCUUGCUGUUACUUUGCGGCACACCUUCUUCCUUCCCCUCAUCCAGCGACCAAGCGAGCCAUGGGCCGACGUACUUGUUCUGAACGGACCGGGAACGGCGGCGGUGCUCGUCCUCGUGGCACAGGUGUUUGGUCUCCGGUAUACUAAGAUUGUGUACGUUGAGAGUUUUGCGCGUGUCAAGAGCCUGAGCCUGACGGGCAAGCUGCUUCGGCCGCUCGUGGACACGUUUGUGGUCCAGUGGCCCGACGCAGCGGGCGACGGUGCUGCCCCGGGAUCCGGGACGACGUACAAGGGCUGGCUCGUGUAA
Molecule: messenger RNA, 675 nt
Organism: Trichosporon asahii var. asahii CBS 2479
Lineage: Eukaryota; Fungi; Basidiomycota; Tremellomycetes; Trichosporonales; Trichosporonaceae
Exons: 2
Coding region: 1-675 (224 amino acids)
Biological process (GO): dolichol-linked oligosaccharide biosynthetic process
Cellular component (GO): UDP-N-acetylglucosamine transferase complex
Source: RefSeq, a predicted model, not a curated record